AUGACUACUCAGCCCGCAGUCCUCCCACUCCUUCGGGGGUCGAUAACAUUAGAUGAAGCCUUGGACCAGGAAGAAGAUAUGCUGCUCGAGCUAUCCUUCCCCACGUCCCGAGUGAAGUUCUUCGUAUCUUUAUACAGCCGCCGCCACGACACUGCAACGCUUGUCGCAGAGCAUUCACUGUUAAGUCGAUGUGACCAAUGCUUCGUGGGCGAGGUGAAAGAGUGGAUCCAUGGCAGUUUCAAUGUCUGCAUCCCGGUCCGGGUCGAGGGUCGAGCAAAGGGACUGCCCAGGCGCGUGAUGAUCCGAUUCCCUCUACCGUACAAAGUAGGCGAGGCAUUAAACCCGGACAAUGUGGACGAGAAGCUCCGCUGUGAGCCGCUACCUUUAUCUGAAUACGUCAGCAGCAGCUUGAUGUCCCGCUUCCUCGGCUAUGGGGUUUUGGGUUCCCCGGUGUAUACCCGAACACAUGCCUCUCACGACGAGAAUCUUCUGCUCGUCAUGGACUCCCUUGAUGAUCCAGAAGUUCAAAUGUUAUCGGAAACCUGGAACGAACUUCUACACGAUGGCGCCAAAACAACAAACCUCUACCGGGACAUGUCCCGCAUAAUGUUGCCUUUGAGCCAACUCCCACUACUCCGCAUCGGCUCUUGGACGAUCGACACAAACGGCGUCCUGCAACUGACCAACCGUCCGCUCACCCUCCGUCUGCAUCAGUUGGAUAAUGCCGGGAUUCCUACCAACAUGGACCGCAGCUUGAAUUAUGCAUCAGCCGAUUCAUACUACCACGAUAUCCUGUCCUGUCACGACAGCCGUCUGCGACAUCAGCCCAACUCGAUGUAUGACGAGGAUGACGGACGUGCCCAGAUGGCGAAUUUGACCAUGAUGCGGGCGCUUCUUCCGCAGUUCACCGACCGAGACCUUUCCCACGGGCCCUUCUUCUACCGGCUCACCGACCUCCAUCAAAGCAACAUCUUUGUCGACAAGGACUGGAACAUCAAAUAUCUCAUUGACCUGGAGUGGGCAUGCUCCCUGCCGGCGGAGAUUAUGCGGCCUCCGUACUGGCUGACCGGUCGGCCUGUUGACGACAUUCUCGGGGAACAUCUCGACACAUUCAGUGAGGCCCACGGCAGGUUCAUGGACAUAUUCCAAGCGGAAGAGAAGCGUUAUCUGCCUCUGUUUGAUGACAGUGCCUAUCGGACUAGCAUCAUGCGACGAGGGUGGGAGGUUGGGAAUUUCUGGUACUUCCAUGCCUUGGAUAGUCCCAAAGGUCUAUUCAACGUCUUUCGCGACCACAUCCAGCCCAGGUUUGCAGCAUCCCAGAGCGCCGAUCUCACUGACUCGCGCAUAGUAUCUGAAUACUGGUCAGUGGAUACGAUGGAUGUCAUUGAGGAGAGGCUAAAAGCUAAGGAGACAUAUGAGAAUGAGCUACGCCGACGCUUUCAAGAUACUUGCGAUAGCGCAUGAUACCGAGCAUCGGUCAGGCAUGAAGUGAACCCUAAAAAGCCAUUUCAUUUCUCAUUCAACGCCAACUUAUCGAACCACAAACUCACAGCCCACAAAAGUACAUAAGUCAUGAGUCAAAUCAACAGUGUCG
Aspergillus japonicus CBS 114.51 is the source of this 1594-nucleotide messenger RNA. RefSeq lists its product as uncharacterized. Bases 1 to 1464 code for a protein of 487 amino acids. The transcript has 3 exons. NCBI's taxonomy places the organism in Eukaryota, Fungi, Ascomycota, Eurotiomycetes, Eurotiales, Aspergillaceae. The record is from RefSeq and is a predicted model, not a curated record.